Ciona intestinalis (vase tunicate) is the source of this 984-nucleotide messenger RNA. The record is from RefSeq and is a predicted model, not a curated record. Lineage: Eukaryota; Metazoa; Chordata; Ascidiacea; Phlebobranchia; Cionidae.
ACAGAUCAACGACUGUCGUUUUCGGGCCUUUUUUGCGGGGAUAAAGCAAGUUACAUUCAUUCAUUCAUACUUGCAGCUAAUGGAGAUUCUUUUGGUGUUGACAUAUGGGAGCAAUUGGAAGGCAGAUCUAGUAGAGUGAUGGUCAAAGCGCUCACAUAUGUUGAUAUUAACUUCAUAACGGGAGAAAACAUGGCUGAAGUGGCAAAAACUUUGCCCUCAAUAAAAACUUUGUUUCGGAAAAAAUUGAACAUGACAUUCUGUGUAUCAAAAAUGUUUAAUCUUCGCUCAAUUGAAUCUGUCCAGUGGGAGAGAGAUGCAGCUACUGAUCCGAAAGUUGCAAAAAAAGUUAAACGGCUAAAAAAGUGGCAUCAAAAGAUAAUGAUUAAGAAACGAAGAAUGGAAUAUUCACCUUUAGAACCAGAUAAUCAAAGCAUUGUCUCAUCUUCAAGGGAACAGAAUGAAGAGAAAUCAGCAUGGAAGUUGUUGAAAGAAAAAUCACAGCGCGUGAUGAAGUCCCUUAGAUGGUCAUUAAGAGUCUGUACUCUUAUUCAUGGAUAUGGAGAUUUAACUAGGGGACCUAAAAUUGAAGAUACAUCAAUAAAUAAAGUAACUAGACCAGGGGUGCUGUCCAAGGUGCGGGAAGAAAAAAGCGCAAAAGUCGAAAAAGUUGGUAAAGAUUAAAAAUUCGAAAGUUUCGCCAGCAAAAAAGGAUUUUAAAAUAAAGUUGAAACCGUUGAAAAAGUUGGAUAGAAUGAAAGAGAUUUCGGUCGAUGAUUUUGAAAAUGACGCUCAGAUUUCUGCUACUUGUUAUAGAUUAGAGGAUCGGGUUGGGGGAAAACCCGUUCUAUGUAAAGUUGGGACCAUCAAAUUUUCUCUGGAGGGGAGUGAGUGGGAAGAGCUUGAUCUUCCCAGAGGAGUCAAGGAAUCUUUAAGAAGCUUCCUUGAUUUUAAAACCAGCAUAAGUAUUGAGUUGGAGAGGACGGA